Didymodactylos carnosus is the source of this 1353-nucleotide messenger RNA. The record is from the annotation of a GenBank genome assembly. Lineage: Eukaryota; Metazoa; Rotifera; Eurotatoria; Philodinida; Philodinidae.
AUGAUAUACAGAGCCGAAUUUAUGAGAGGAGCUCCAGCUGCUUUAUGGGAGAAGAAAUCUGCCGGACGCAAAUUACGAUUAAGUCGACAACUAUCUUCACUUGAUGUGUUAAAAACGGCUUCUGUUAAUGAAUUACCAAACAUCUAUGAACUUUUAAGUCAAGAACUACGAGCACGUACAAAAUCGGUAGAAGAAAUAUGUCAGAAAUUAAAUGAUUUACCAGAUGAAAUAUUAACUGCUACAUCACUAAUAGAUCAUAAUUUAUACAUUCAAUUAAUACCAAAUACAUUACGUAUAUUAUUAGAAAAAUGGCAUUCUGAAGAUUAUUUAACCAAUGAUGAAUGUAAUCUAUUUGAACUUAUAGUAAAAUUAUUAUCGAAAUUAGUUAGACAAUCAGCGUAUGAUGUAAACAAAAUUGAUAAAAUUCAACAAUGGCUAUUAAAUUUAACAUUUAUUGGAGGUGUAUUUACUUGUGUUCUAGAUAUAGCUAAAGGUAGACAUUUACAAGAUAAUAAUAUAGAAAAUUUGGGUACAUUAUUAGAAAUAUUUUCAUAUUUUCAAACUGAACAAAAAUCUAUUAUGGAUCAUCCAGCUUUAUCACUUUUACUCGAUUCUGUAGUAGCAUGUUUAUCAUCAUCAUUCUAUAUUGAUACAUUUAUUCAACUUCAUCCAGAAACAAAAAAAUUAAUUAAAUCUAAACAAUUUUUAUUAGUAACAUGUACCGAUUAUUUUAAUGCUUAUACUGGUAAUCAACAAAAAAUUUUAGCAAAUAAACUUGUUCAAACAAUGAUAGAAAAUUAUAUAAAUAUUUAUGAAAAAUUUUUAAUUGUAGUUGAUCAAUGGAGUCAACCUAUGACACGUUGUAUUUGUUCUAUGACAAUUAUAAUUUUAUCAUCUGAUUUAAACGAAGAAAUUUUACUUGGAUAUGAAGAAAAUCUUAUUGAAAAUUUUAUUAAAAUAUUAAAUUCAACAAAUUUAUUAAAAAAUAUUUCACCAAUAUCUAUUAAUUCUCAAACAUUAUUAAUACAAGCUAUUAUUCAUCUUAUAUAUCAAUUAUGUUUGAAUGAUAAUAUAUUAAAAAUAGUAAAAGAUAAACAAUUAACUGAUAUUAUUACAAAAUUUACGCAAGUAAACAAUGGUGAAAUUACACUUGAAGCCUAUAAAAUUUUAGAAUUAAUUACGCCAGAUAGUGAAUUUACUGAAAUAGUGGAUCCAGUUAAAGUAGCUGAAGUGGCAGUUAACAAUCUAACAGAUGUACUAAAUUCAUCGACAGAUGUAAAUAGAGAAAAAGUACUAACAGGAUUGAAAAGUAAGCAAAUUUCCUUUGUAGAACUCCUUCCAUUGAAUGAAUGA